Messenger RNA from Paraglomus occultum, 693 nucleotides. The record is from the annotation of a GenBank genome assembly. NCBI's taxonomy places the organism in Eukaryota, Fungi, Glomeromycota, Glomeromycetes, Paraglomerales, Paraglomeraceae.
AUGACUAUGAUUUCGUAUUGUAUAAUACUACUACUUAUUGUAAAUAUUAUAAAUUAUACAAAUGAACGUUUUAUUUUUGGUGCCUCGGCAUCAGUAACAAAUAUAAUAUAUGUCGGUGACGGAGGCCCAUAUUUUACUCCUUCCUUAACGUUUACUUUGCCUGGAAACACAGUAGAGUGGAUAUGGAGUCAAUAUACAACAGUGGCGGGAACGUACGAAGUAGUGCAGACUACUGCACACAAUGACUGUACCCCUCUUGUGGGAGGGUUUCAAUCUAAUUCAAUGACAACGGGCGGACAGGGAAAUAACCGAUUUAGCAUAACAAUCAGUCAGCAAUCUGGAGAGAUAUAUUAUGCAUGUAAUUUAAACAAUCACUGCGCAAAUAGUAGUAUGCAAGGUGUAAUAAGAAUUCUUGUUUCUCCCAUUACCACUUCGUCCGGGCCAACCAGCAACUCAGUUAGCGAUUCAUCUGGUAGCGGAUUCGGAUGGGAUCAACUACGAAAGUUUUUGCCAAUCUUAAUCCCAGCGUUGCUGUUGGUCAUUAUCUGUAUUUCUCUUGCAUGCCGUAGACAUCAUAAAAAGAAUGAUGCGACAAGAACUGCGAGUGCUGAGUAUCUGGCUGGCGACGUCAGGGAACGUGAUGUAAACGAACAUAGGCGUUAUGGAAGAUCACUAAGAAUGUCGAGCUUAUGA